Candidula unifasciata is the source of this 1342-nucleotide messenger RNA. The record is from the annotation of a GenBank genome assembly. Lineage: Eukaryota; Metazoa; Mollusca; Gastropoda; Stylommatophora; Geomitridae.
AUGGUUGCGGAAAGUGCUUUUCAGGCGUGUAAAAUCGGAGAUAUUAACACUCUAACAAAACUUGCAAAUAUUGAGGAAUCGCAUGUUGAUGGCAAUGGGGCCUGUUGUUUACACUACGCCGCCCGAGGUGGUAGUGUGGCCGUCGUCGAGUAUUUAGUUAAAUCUCGGGGGUUUUCUGUCUUGGCUCGAACAAAAACUGGGGCUACGGCUCUUCAUGAUGCCGCUGCCAGGGGGAAUACGGCUGUUGUGAAGUGGUUGGUGGAAGAAGGCGGUGUAGCCGUGAAUAUCCUGGAUGGUUCUGGUGUUACUGCUCUGCAUUUAGCGGCGAGAUAUGGCCAUUUUCUUACGGUCGAGUGGCUGUUGGAUGAAGCCAGUGCAGAUGCAUCAAUAAGAAGUAACGAAGGAGCUCUUCCUUUGCACUUUGCUGUUGUAGGUGGAGACAUGAACUGUGUGAAAAUUCUAGUAGAUGAAAAUCCAAGGUUGGUCAAUAUGCAGAUGAACAACGGAGCAGCCCCUAUUUAUUUAGCCAGUCAGGCUGGACACCUAGAAAUCCUCCAGUAUUUGAUAAGUCGAAAGGCAGCAACAAAGGUCAAGGCAUAUGAUGCUAUGUCCUGUCUCCAUGCAGCUGCUCAGCAGGGACACCUGGACAUAGUGAAGUGGCUUGUUACAGUAGAUAAGAGUAAUCCAAAUGACAGAGACUUUGAUGGCUCCACACCCCUCCAUUUUGCAGCCGGUAGAGGACAUGCUGAUAUUGUGAGGUGGCUACUCAAGGAAGGAGGAGCAAAAGUCACUCUGGAUAACUUAGGAGGCAGCCCCUUGCACAGUGCAGCAGAAAUGGGAGAACUACAAAGUAUCCAAGCGCUGCUGGACUGCGGAUGUGAUGCAGACAUCACAGACAAUGCUGGACUGACUGCUGCUGAACUUGCUGAUAAAUGUGACCAGCCCCAGGCCGCUGCUCUUAUACGAGGCCAGGUGACCUUAGCCGACCUCGGACUCCACAGUUCUACUCUGCCCGCGGUAGGAAAUUACAUGAAAUUUUUGUUCUUCCAUCCAUCACCAGCCUUGUCAUCAAAAGGCAUCCGAGUCACCAGCCAGAACUCUAACUUCAGGACCGGCAACUCUCAGCCUCCCACUUCCCCACCACUACCUCCACCACCAGCUUAUUCCCGCUCUGUUGCUUCCACUCCAUCCACUGUAGACUCACCCAUCUCUCCCCCACCUCCCAUACAUGAAGAUGGGAGGGAAUCACUGCGUGUUGCAGGUUAUGGUUUUUUGAAGAAGUCUGCAGAAGUUGAAAGGACUGAGCGACCUUCAUUUAAAAGAACAGUCUCUGAGGUGUCAG